GGGUGCCCGCAAAGGAGCUGGGACGAGCGUUCGCGCGCGGUGGGGCCGGCCGUCGGCAGAUUCCUGAUGAAAAUGUUUGAGAGCAUUGACUCGACAGCCGCUAGAUCCGGCCGGGAUCUCUGGGCUGAAAUCUGUUCCUGCCUGCCAAAUCCUGACCAAGAGGAUGGUGCCAACAACAACGCUUUCUCAGACUCCUUCGUGGGUUCUUCUUAUCCGGCAGGCGAAGGCCAGAGAGAGGCAGCACAUGUUGCUGUCAAGCCACCUCUACAGCCGUGGGCCCCCUUGCACGAUUCUGAAGUGUAUUUAGCAUCUCUAGAAAAGAAACUGAGGCGAAUCAAAGGUUUAAAUCAGGAAGUAACCUCCAAGGACAUGCUUCGAACCCUGACGCAGGCCAAGAAGGAAUGCUGGGAUCGCUUCCUCCAGGAGCAGCUAGCAUCAGAGUUCUUUGUGGACGGACUUGAUUCCGAUGAGAGCACCUUGGAGCACUUCAAGAGGUGGCUCCAGCCAGAUAAAGUAGCCAUCAGCACAGAGGAGGUCCAGUGCCUGAUUCCUCCCGAGUCACAAGCUGAGAAGCCAGAGGCUGGGGACGAGCCGGCGGCCGCGGAGCAGUGAGUUACACCCGAACACGUGUGGACCAGCUGUCUGGGGCCCACAGGGACCUGUGGCCAGCUCGGCUUCAGCAACCGCGAGAAUCCAGGGAGGAAAAGAGCGCAACGUUCUCUCUACAGGCCAACAGCUGCAGGCCCCUGAGGACAUGCUUGGGGCUGGCAUGUGUGACUGUCUUGGAUGAAGUGACUGUCCCCGUGCGUGCUGGAUCCAAGUGCUGCUUUCCUGUCCGCCUCACAGAUGGACCGAGUGCUGGUGCUGCAGGUGAGAAGGCAGCGGGGAGCCUAAUGAAGGAGCCAGGACGACAGCUCGUGGAGAAGUUGCCCCCUUGUGGAUAAUGUCCAAGUUCAUUGAGCCAUGAUGUCUGGCUUCUUCUGGGUGCACCUGCCUAUGUCCCAAGCAUCCCCUCGGUAGAUCGUCAGGGCUGAGCGGGGCUGAGGAGAAUAGAGUCUGCCUCCCUGAGUGUGAGCCCAGCUGGGGCUUCUGUACCAAGUCCAUAGCCAAUAUAGUGACUGGUCUUUUCCUUCUGGGGAAACCAGGCAACAGAGAGCUGCAUGAAAUAUGGGAGUUUCUGUGUGUAAAUGUCCAUCUCUUUCAUGCAUGGUUUCUCCUCCCACUGCCUCCUGCACUUAAAAAAGGGGUCAGGGGUCUCGAUGAGAAUGGUCAAUAAACUGUUCAGGUUCGAACCCCUCCUGAAGAGUUCCAAGUUGGUUUCUUGUGGCAGCCUUCCGGGCUGAGCUUUGUUGAUCAUGUCUUGAUUCAGCCUGUGUCUGUAUAAAGCUUUCUCAUCAGAA
This is a messenger RNA of Echinops telfairi (small Madagascar hedgehog), 1400 nucleotides long. RefSeq names its product coiled-coil domain containing 32 (gene CCDC32). The record is from RefSeq and is a predicted model, not a curated record. The coding region runs from base 67 to 612 and encodes 181 amino acids. The transcript has 4 exons. Gene Ontology annotation, biological process: cilium organization. Lineage: Eukaryota; Metazoa; Chordata; Mammalia; Afrosoricida; Tenrecidae.